AUGCUUGAAUUUAGGCUAGUUCAUGGUUCUCUUCUGAAGAAAGUGGUGAAAGCGAUUAAGGGCUUUGUGGAUGAUGCCCUCUUCUUCUUUACGGCGGAUGGCGUCUCGUUGCAUCUCGUAGAACCGACCAAAGUGGUAGUUUUAUAUCUGUUUCUGUCACCUCAAAGCUUCGACCACUAUCACUGCGAUGAUGACAUCAUCUUGGGAAUUAAUCUCAAAACCUUGUACAAGAAACUCAAACGCUGCAGUGAAGGCAACACCCUCACAAUCACCGCUAAGCACGACGAAGAUGUCAUUACAUUCACGUACCACAGGCCAAGUACCUUGCCGGAUUUCCAGGACCGAAUGUACAAUUUAUCGGAAUAUUACCUGAAACGGAUGGAAUUAAUCAACGGUCAAUUAGUUCAACUCCCGGAGAUGAACACUUUGGAUGCUAUUAUCCGAAUGCCUUCAGCAAAGCUCGUUAGGAUUUUUGAAGGUCUUGGCCGCAUUGUUACUGUCUCUGUUACCAAGGAAAAGGUGAAGUUUUCCACAACGGAUGGUGAUAACAUAACUGCAAAAGCUGUUAUCAGGCAAAAUAAAGAUAAACCAGCUGAAGAAGCAACGAUUAUAGAGUUGACCGAGCCUGCAUCAUUCACAAUUGAAUUGAGGUACAUAAAUUCCUUUGCAUACGCUACUCCGUUAUCAAAAACAGUGUUCAUCAGCUUGCAAUCAGAACCGCCACUUAUGUUGGUCAAGUACGGUGUAGCCAACGUGGCAGAAAUCAUGUUCUACUUGAACGGUAUUGAGGAUGAAUGA
This is a messenger RNA of Hibiscus syriacus, 798 nucleotides long. RefSeq names its product proliferating cell nuclear antigen-like. NCBI's taxonomy places the organism in Eukaryota, Viridiplantae, Streptophyta, Magnoliopsida, Malvales, Malvaceae. The coding region runs from base 1 to 798 and encodes 265 amino acids. Gene Ontology annotation, biological process: regulation of DNA replication; mismatch repair; leading strand elongation. The transcript is spliced from 4 exons. Gene Ontology annotation, cellular component: PCNA complex. The record is from RefSeq and is a predicted model, not a curated record. Gene Ontology annotation, molecular function: DNA binding; DNA polymerase processivity factor activity.